Oryza brachyantha (malo sina) is the source of this 1390-nucleotide messenger RNA. RefSeq names its product alkaline ceramidase. Gene Ontology annotation, cellular component: membrane. Bases 260 to 1033 code for a protein of 257 amino acids. The transcript is spliced from 3 exons. NCBI's taxonomy places the organism in Eukaryota, Viridiplantae, Streptophyta, Magnoliopsida, Poales, Poaceae. Gene Ontology annotation, molecular function: hydrolase activity, acting on carbon-nitrogen (but not peptide) bonds, in linear amides. Gene Ontology annotation, biological process: response to salt stress; autophagy; ceramide metabolic process. The record is from RefSeq and is a predicted model, not a curated record.
AGAGGAAAGAGAGAUCCAUCGAACCGAGGCCGAGCCCGAGCGGCAACAAAAGGAAAGCUCGCCUCGCCUCGCCUUUCUCCGUGCCCUAGCACGCGCCGCGCAGCCUACGAGCGGGAGCAGCCACCACCACCACCAUCGCCACCGCCACCGCCACCGCCCUCGAGGUCUUCAUUUGUUGCACUCAUGAUUUAGCACCAGCCAAACUGACCUCUGAGACUGCACGGUGACUUAGCCUGUUGCUAGGAUAAAAAAUUUAAGCAUGGCGGAUUCUAUGGUGUCAAGUUUCUGGGGACCUGUUACUUCAACAAUUGAGUUGUGCGAGGAAAAUUAUGCACACUCAUCAUAUAUUGCAGAAUUCUACAAUACUAUUUCUAAUGUUCCGUGUGUUCUUCUUGCACUUGUUGGACUUUUCAAUGCUCUUCGCCAACGUUUCGAGAAACGAUUCAGUGUCCUGCACAUAUCCAAUAUGAUUCUAGCUAUUGGCAGUAUGAUCUUCCAUGCCACCUUACAACAUGUUCUACAGCAGAGUGACGAGACUCCAAUGGUGUGGGAAAUUCUCCUAUAUCUUUAUGUACUUUAUUCACCAGACUGGCAUUACCGGAGCACUAUGCCUACUUUCCUUUUCUUAUAUGGUGCUGCCUUUGCGGUAGUCCAUUUCUUUGUGCGAUUCCAAGUGGUAUUCAAGUUGCAUUACAUCGGCCUCUGUCUCCUAUGUAUCCCACGGAUGUACAAGUACUACAUACAGACUAAAGACAUGGCUGCCAAGCGUCUAGCAAAGCUAUGGGUUCUUACUUUGAGCCUGGCGACUCUUUGCUGGCUAUUUGAUCGUAUGUUCUGUAAGAAGCUUUCACAUUGGUACGUCAACCCGCAGGGACACGCAUGGUGGCAUAUUCUCAUGGGUUUUAACUCAUACUUUGCAAACACAUUCUUAAUGUUUUGCCGAGCUCAGCAGCGCGGGUGGGAGCCCCGAAUUACCCACCUUCUUGGGUUCUUGCCUUAUGUUAAGGUUCAGAAACCCCCAAAGAGGGAAUGAGUUCUCUAUUGAUCACUGGUGUUCUACAGGACCUUAAAGCCAACGCCCCAAUGCGCUUGACAAGAAGCAGAGGCAUUAUUUUUGUAAAUGGGCUUCCAAGUGAUUACAGACUGUUAUGAGGCCUCACUAGAUUUUGUUAACGUUAACUGACGCCUGUUUUGUACCAUACUUAAUUGUCGCUCAAAGAUUAGAUGGAGUGGUGUCGUAGUUUUGGUCAUUAUUUUUUAUUUCUCUACAUUUGAUUUUUUGUUCUAAUAGGACUACAUUUUAUUUGUUUUUUGCUUGUCUUGAAUUGUGUCGAACGGUAUUAGUCAAUUUACUGCUUCAUAUGGCAAUAGUUUGAUCUUCUGAUGUUUA